Molecule: messenger RNA, 2315 nt
Organism: Aedes aegypti (yellow fever mosquito)
Lineage: Eukaryota; Metazoa; Arthropoda; Insecta; Diptera; Culicidae
Product: probable metabolite transport protein CsbC
Exons: 6
Coding region: 541-2067 (508 amino acids)
Biological process (GO): transmembrane transport
Cellular component (GO): membrane
Molecular function (GO): transmembrane transporter activity
Source: RefSeq, a predicted model, not a curated record
GAGAAAACGAGACUCGAGGAGUGUUCUUCCGCUGCGAUCAUCAAUUUUCAGUCAGUCUGGGUCGCAUCGUGCCGGGAAAAAGUCCAAUUUAACGUGCCAUCGCGAGCAGGAGCAAAGUCGUGCCUUAUCCCGCUUGGAAGCGUGAAGUGUGUCGAAGUGAGUGAAAAAACGAGUUCAAAAAGUGCGCGAAAGUCGUCGGUUGCUGGCGAAGUUUGUUGGUAAGGUGAGGAAAGCACAAAAAGACGCACAAGAAACACGGUGAAGUGAACUAAAAACAAAUUAUUGACUGAAAGGUGAGUGUGAGAAAGACCCGAACAGCUACCAUUGGGAAGUGUGUAGUAGGCGGCGAUGCAACAGUAAAACAAAGAAACAAGGACCCUUACAAAGCUGGCGUUGGCUUUAAGGGACGGACUAUCUUCGUGAAAGUUGUGUUGGGAAAAAAGUGAACUCGAGGGCAAGUGUUGAGAUUGGAUUUUGUGAAACACUGCUGUUGCAGGUUGUUGGUCAAACAAGUGUGAGAGAAAAAAAAACAAUACUACCAUGGGAAGUGCGGGAAGAGUGGAACAAUCAUCGCGAAGGAUGCUGAGCAAUCAGAGCAGUAACGAUUCGAUGGAGAUGCAAAAACGAUGCCACUUGAGUGAAAAGUCGAUCGCCGUGCUUUUUACUGUUGUCGCAUCCCUUGGAUACGUAUCGAUGGGAACGAUGGUGGCCUGGAGUUGCAAUGCCUUUGCCAAGCUGCACUUCAAUAUGGACGAUUCUCCGGAGCAACAACGAUUGACUCUGUCGGAAAGUGAUGAGUUUUCCGAUAAUCAGAAGACAUCCCUAGCGGCGACGCCUGCCCUGACGGCCGCCAUCACUGCGAUCGCAGUCUACAAGCUGUACUACAAGAUCGGGACGAAGCUGUUCAUGCUUUCGGCGGCAUUCCUGAUGAUUGGUUCCAACUGCUUGCUGAGUUUUGGCGAUUCGUUUUGGUACUUCAGCGCCGGACGCGUCCUGGCGGGAGUUUCCGCCGGCAUUUGCCUCACGCUGAUUCCGCCGUACGUGGACGAGUUCGCUUCCAAGCAGUACAAGGCCCUGUUGGACAACGUGCUCUACGUGCAGUUUGCGUUGGGUAUCCUGAUCCAGUUAAUGUCCGAUCUGAUCCCCAUCAACGAGUUCUCCAGCGUGAUCUGCUCGGCCUUCCCGAUAUUUCUCUUCAUCGGAUUCCUGUUUCUGCCGGAGUCGGCCCGCUAUCUCUGUGCCAUCCAGCAGGUGAACCGUGCUCGGGCCGUGCUCAAGAAAACCCACUCCAACGAUGCGCUCUCGGUGCAGAUUAUGGAGAACCACCUCAACCACUGGCAACAGUCCACGUAUGUGGCCGUCCCGCUGCGGGAUUCCCUCCGAAAGCUCCAGAACUCCCGUAUCGUCGUACCAACGCUACUGCUGAUCAUCUUCCAGCAGUUUGUCGGAGCUCUUCCAGCCAUGUUCUACCUGCCGCGAAUCUUCACCCUCACCGAUGGUCAGUACAGUCCGGAGUGGACCGCCAUCUACGUGGCCGGCAUUUUCGUUCUCAGCAUUCCGGCCUAUCGUCUCAUGAACGUCCAGCUUCCCGACUACAAACUUCUCCUAUGGAGUGCUCUGCUAAUGGCUACGGCAAUGGCCGGUCUCGGAUGGCAUUGCCACGUCCAGGGUAUGCGGGGACACUCGGAUGAGAAUGGCCACAUUCCGCUUCUCUGCGGAGGAAUCUUCAUCUUCCUGUACGCCAUUGGAUUCCAACGAGUGCCCUGGAAGUGGCUUGACGACUCGCUGGAACCGGAGAACGCAUUCCCCGUAAGAACCAUUGCCACAUCCAUCAGUUGGGCUUCGCUCUACGUUUGCGUCCGUCUAGUACCGACCCUAUUGACCCACAUCGGAGUGGGUUGGCUCUUCUGGAAUAUGACCAUCGUGUUGCUGUUCGGUGUGCUCUUCCUACUGGUGGCCUUCCCCAACAUGGACAAGGGUGCCAUUCCAAGCAAAACGCUUACCGAAUGCAACAGCUCUUCGUCUUCGUCGGCGUCGAAUUUGGGCCCGGCGGAACACGUAGUGUAGACAGCUCGGCGUUCGGAGCAUUUGGACGGCAAGUCGCAACUUAAGACUGAUUGGAGCAACACUCACUCAAGUUAAACCAUAUUGGAAGGCUGCCGGCGGAAAUGGUAGCUUUGACAAUUAAAUUAUAUACGUAAACGAUUGCCAAUAUUUUAGGUUAGGUUCCGUUGUUUCUAGUUUGUUUUUAAAAGCUUAGAAUGUAGGGUAAUAGUUUUUUUCUAUUAGGAAUGUACGUAUACGAGACUUUUGAA